Messenger RNA from Diversispora eburnea, 310 nucleotides. Lineage: Eukaryota; Fungi; Glomeromycota; Glomeromycetes; Diversisporales; Diversisporaceae. The record is from the annotation of a GenBank genome assembly.
AUCUAUUGGCCCUCACUCAUUACUUGCAUUAGAUUUAUUUCAUGGUCAUUUAACAGAUUCUUUAAAAAAUAGAUUUGAUGAAAAAAAUGCAAAUUUGGCUGUUAUUCCUGGUGGUCUAACAAAAAUAAAAAAAUUAACUCCAACUGGAUGUAUACAAUGUCCUGCAUACAAUUUAGUUGCACAAUGGGUAGAAAUUUCAUGGGAUAAAAUUGAUCCAAUACUUAAACAAGAUUCAUUGAAAUGUUGUGGAAUAUCAAACUCUCAGGAUGGCUCAGAAGAUAAAUAUAUUUUUGAUGAAUGGAAAAAGUAA